AGAACCGAACCCGAAAUGUAUCCGAAUUCGAAAUAAAUCCUGUGAGGCUGUGACUUUUCUAUAUAACCAAACCCGGACCAACAGGACGCACCACCAAAAAACAGCUUUAGCUCUCCUUCUCUCUCUCUUUUUGUUCUCUCGCUUAACCCUGUGGAAGAUGGUGGCGUUAGAAAGGAGCCUAGAAGCAGCCAUGAAUGCGAGGAUAAUAGGGAGUGGGAGUGAGACGAUGGUGCUAGCACAUGGGUUUGGAGGAGACCAAUCUGUGUGGGACAAAGUCCUCCCUUGCUUGACAAAGCAUUACCAGGUUGUCCUUUUUGACUGGACUUUUUCAGGGGCUGUAAAAGAUCCCAACCUCUUCGAUCCUUUGAAAUACUCUUCUUAUGAUGCCUUUGCUGAUGACUUGAUUGCUCUUUUGGAUGAGCUUCACUUGGAAUCCUCCCUCGUCUUUGUCGGUCACUCCAUGUCUGGUAUGAUCGGAUGCAUUGCUUCCAUUAAAAGACCUCAACUUUUUAACAGGCUUAUACUUGUUGCUGCUUCUCCUAGGUAUAUCAACAUAGAUGAUUACGAAGGUGGAUUCGACGAUGCAACAAUCGACGGCAUCAUAUCGAGCAUCGAAUCCGACUACGAAAACUGGACAUCAAAUUUCGCACUACUCGUCGUCGACAAUUCAGACCCGAUAUCGGUCAACAACCUUGCAAAAUGCUUGAAGAGGAUGAGGCAUGAAUUUGCAGUCCCUUUAGCCAAAACAGUGUUUCGCAGCGACAAAAGGGACAUCCUAGACGAGGUAACCACACCAUGCACCAUUAUCCAGACCACAAAUGACAUUGUCGUGCCGGGUUCAGUUGCCGACUACAUGCACAAGAAGAUCAAAGGGAAAUCAACGGUUGAGAUUGUCAACACCAAUGGUCAUUUCCCUCAGCUGACAGCACAUCUUGAGUUCCUUGCUGUGCUUGCUGGAGUUUUAGGCUUUGAAAUUUGAACCAAAAAAUAAAAGAUAACAUCAGAAAUAAAUAUAUGGUCAUUGGAAUAUAUACAUAUUUAUGGCUUUUAACAUGUGUGUGUGUGGGGUUGGCCUUUGUAGAGUAUAUCUAGAUUUUUUAUUAGUAAUAUUUGUUUGGUCUUUAUUUUAGUGUUAUUGUUGUACUUUUCUUCUUCUUCUUCUUCUUUUGGCUAAGCAAUAUACUUGGGAAACAA
This is a messenger RNA of Gossypium raimondii (Peruvian cotton), 1194 nucleotides long. RefSeq names its product strigolactone esterase D14. Lineage: Eukaryota; Viridiplantae; Streptophyta; Magnoliopsida; Malvales; Malvaceae. The coding region runs from base 158 to 979 and encodes 273 amino acids. The transcript is spliced from 2 exons. The record is from RefSeq and is a predicted model, not a curated record.